Molecule: messenger RNA, 3642 nt
Organism: Rotaria sp. Silwood1
Lineage: Eukaryota; Metazoa; Rotifera; Eurotatoria; Philodinida; Philodinidae
Source: the annotation of a GenBank genome assembly
AUGCAAUCUUCAACUUCUCGCAUUGUUCAAAACUGUGUUCUUGUUUGGUUAGACCCAGAUAUUAACAAACUAGAUAAUGCCUAUCAGAAUCCAAUAAAUGAGUUCCAACAUAUUGUUACACCACAUACAUUCGUCGAUGCCGAAGAAUGUGUCGAUUUUAUCACUGAAGUCAAACACGAAAAAGUAUUCUUGAUAACAACAAUUGCCCUUGGUAAACAACUAGUUUCUAACAUUCAUAAUUUACCGCAAAUUGAUUCUAUUUAUAUAUUUUGUAACACUGAAUCAACCCAGCAACAAUGGAUUGACGACUGGUAUAAAGUAAGAGGUGUUUUUACUGAUCUACAAUUAAUUUGUGCAACAUUAAAACAACAUAUGAUUCAAUGUGAUCGUAACCUUAUUCCAAUUAGCUUUUUAUCAAAAAAUCAAGAAUCGUUAAGCCAAAAUCUGGAUCAACUUGAUUCGACUUUUAUGUAUACUGUAUUACUGAAAGAAAUUUUAAUAAAAUUAGAUUAUAAACCAGAAGCUAUUCAAGAAUUGACUCGUUUUUGUCGUCAAAAUUACGACGACAAUGGUUCAUAUUUACAAAUUAUCGAUAAAUUUGAGCAAGAAUAUACAAAACAUAGUCCUAUAUGGUGGUAUACUUAUACGAAUCUUGCUUGUCAAAUGCUUAAUCAUGCUUUGCGUACUUUAAAUGUUAAUACAAUUGUUACCAUGGGUGUUUUUAUUCAACAUCUUCAUAAAAAUAUUGAAGAAAUUCAUUUAAAACAGAUUACAACAAUAAAAGAAGCUUUUAUUGUAUAUCGCGGACAAAGUAUGUCGAAAACUGAUUUUAAUAAAAUGAAGAAUUCAAAAGGUGGACUAAUAUCAUUUAACAAUUUCUUAUCGACAAGUAAAAAUAGGACUAUUUCCUUAUUUUUCGCAGAAGCUUCUCUUCAGAAUGACGAAUCAAUACGUAUUCUUUUUCAAAUGACAAUUGAUCCAUCAAUCUCAACGACUCCAUUUGUAUCUAUUAAUGAAGAAGGAUAUUACAAUAAUGCUGAAGAAGAAAUUCUAUUUUCUAUGCAUACAGUUUUUCGAAUUGGUGCCAUAAAACUACUUGAAUGUCAGAUUUGGCAGGUAGAUCUUAUUUUAACAGCUGAUAAUGAUCCACAGUUGAAUAUUCUUACCGAAUAUAUGCGAAAUGAAACAAGUGAUCAGCCAGAUUGGCAGAGACUUACUCGCUUGAUGAUUAGAACAGCAAAUUUUGAUAAAGCCGAAGAACUUUGUAACUUUCUACUUCAACAUACAUCAGAAGAAAACUAUGAAGAUUGUACUCGUAUUCACACACAAAUUGGAUAUAUCAAACAACAUAAAGGUCAAUAUGAUCAAGCAAUAGAAAAUUAUGAAAAGACAUUAACAAUUCAAAAUCAAUACCUUUCUCCUAAACAUUUUACAUUUACUGCUACAUACAGUAACCUUGGUUCAGUCUAUGAAGACAUGGGUGAAUAUGAAAAAGCAAUAGCAUUUUAUCAGAAAUCAAUUGAUCUUGCUGAAGCGUGUUCAGAAUUGCAUCGUCCUGAUCUUGCAUUUUUCUAUAAUAAUAUUGCUUCUACAUACAACAAAAUCGGAGAGUAUUCAAAGGCUUUAUCAUUUUAUGAAAAAUCACUUAUAAUUGCAGAAAAAUUUCUUCCUUCGAAUCAUCCAGAUUUAGCUACCACGCACAAUAAUAUUGGAAAGCUUCACAAUAAUAUGGGCAACUAUUCAAAAGCACUUUUGGCUUAUGAAAAAGCGAUUGAAAUUCGAAUAAAAACUCUCCCGCAAAACCAUCCUGAUUUAGCAACUAGUUACAGUACUAUAGGCACUGUAUACGAAAAUCUUGGAGAAUAUUCAAAAGCUGUUCAAUUCUAUGAAAAAGCACAAGAAAUCUUAGAGAGUUCUGUUCAAUUAGAUCAUCCAUCUUGGAUUCUUUUAUGUGACAGUAUUGCACGUAUUUAUCAUCAUCUGGGAGAUUACACAAAAGCACUUUCAUUCCACGAAAAAACAUUACGGAUUUGUGAACAAUCUCAACAACCGAAUCAACAUUAUUUAGCUGGUAUUUACAAUAAUAUCGGAACGCUUUAUCACAAAAUAGGAGAAAAUUCAAAAGCACUUUCAUUUUACACAAAAGCACUUGACAUUCAAAAAGUAUUUCUUCCAAAAAAUCAUCCAAAUUUAGCUACCAAUUAUAACAAUAUCGGAUCAGUAUAUAUCAAGAUGGGUGAUUACAAAAAAGCACUCUUAGCUUUUGAAACGUCACUAGAAAUUCGUCAUUUAUGUUUGCCUUCAAAUCAUCCAAGUUUAGCUACUACCUAUAACAACAUCGGAUCAGUGUAUAAUAGAAUGGGUGAAAACUCUAAAGCGCUCGAAUUUUAUAAAAAGACGCUCGAAAUUCAAAAGCUAUCUUUACCGAUUAACCAUCCAAGUUUAGCUACUACCUAUAAUAAUAUGGGUGCACUCUACGAUGAUAUAGGAGAACAAUUAAAAGCUAUUGAAUCGUAUGAAAACGCUCUUCAAAUUCAGCAAAUAUCACUUGGUGAAAAUCACCCUAAUUUAGCACAUAUUUAUAACAAUAUCGGGACAAUCUAUGACCAUUUAAAUGAUUAUUUUAAAGCACUUUCAUUCUAUGAAAAAUCACUUAAAAUUCGUGAGAUAUCUCUUCCGAUAAAUCAUCCUGAUCUUGCUAUCAGUUACAUCAAUCUUGCCUCCUUAUACGAUAAAAUGGAAGAAAAAUCUAAAGCACUACUGUUUUAUAUAAAAGCAUUAGAUAUUCAACAAAUCUGUCUUUCUAAAGAUCAUGUUGAUUUUGUCACAAGUUAUUAUCGUAUCGGUUCCAUCUAUGAAUCAAUGGAAGAAAAGACAAAAGCAUCUGAAUAUUACCAAAAAGCACUUGAAACAAUGGAGAAAACUCUUGAUCCAUUUCAUAUAAGUUUUAUUAGUAUACAUAAUAAUAUCGGAUUAUUUUUUAAUACAAUCAAAGAAUAUUCAACAGCACUUUUAUCAUUUCAAAAAGCGCUUCGAAUUCUUAAAAACUCUUCUGAAACAAGUUUAUUUGAUUAUGCAUGUAUUUACAAUAACAUCGGUUUAAUUUAUUAUAAUAUGGAAGAUUAUUCAAAAGCAAUUUUAGUGUAUGAAAAAGUUCUUCAAAUGACACAAACAUUUCUUCAUUCAAAUCAUCCAGAAUUAAUAACUGUUUAUAAUAAUAUUGGAUCGGCAUAUCAGAAAACAGAACAAUAUUUAAAAGCAAUUACAUUUUACGAGACAACACUUCAAAUACAACUAAAUACACUUUCUCCUUCAACAAAUUUAAACAUUGUAUCAACAUACAAUAGAAUAGGCAAGAUUUAUCAUCAAAUGAAAGAAUUUACUAAUGCACUUUCUCAAUAUAAAAAGGCAUUGGAGAUUCUUCAAAUGUCAUCUCCUGAAGAACAUCAUAGCUCGGCGAUUACUUAUGAGAACAUCGGUACAUUAUAUGAAGACAUGAAAGAUUAUCAGAAAGCACUGUCAUUUUAUGAAAAAGCGCUAGAAUAUAGACAAAAAUUUCUUCCACUAAAUCAUCCUGAUUUAAUUACUUAUCAUGAAAAAAUUAAAAGUCUGUAUGGAAAGAUCGAAACGAGUUCUACAUAA